AUGGACAGCGUGGUCUUCUUCACUCUCGCGCUGCUGGUGGUCGGAUUGCUGACGAGCGGCUUUGCCAUAGAAAUUCGCAACUUGACUCAACGCUCCGCGUCGUUGCUUUGCGGGGACAACUCGCCUUACUCUCCUAGCAUCGUAAACGUGAGUGACAUCAAGUAUCAUUCCGACCACAAGUACUACCGCACGUUGAGGAGCAUGCCUUCUCUUCAGCCACCUCUCUUCCAUGGCAACCACGCAGCUCUGUGCAGGAACCAGAUUCAGCUCAAGCGCAAGUAUCGCACGUUCAGCAAUUGCUUGCCGAUCUCUGGACGAAAAGAUGCGGAACGUUGCAGUGGCGCCGACCGCAUGAACCUCUUGGAGCAGAAUUCAUCCGACACAAUUUGUCACGCGAGCGUCCUGCACAUGCUGCUGGUGGAGGUGUACGAGGAGCUACAAGAGUUGGAGAAAUCUUCUGUCGUCCUGUACGGAUCCCUCCUGGGUGCAGUUCGUGAUAAGGGCGUCAUCCCAUUUACGGAGGACGCUGAUAUCGGUUAG
This is a messenger RNA of Phytophthora sojae, 540 nucleotides long. RefSeq lists its product as hypothetical. Lineage: Eukaryota; Oomycota; Peronosporomycetes; Peronosporales; Peronosporaceae. The coding region runs from base 1 to 540 and encodes 179 amino acids. The transcript has a single exon. The record is from RefSeq and is a predicted model, not a curated record.